AUGGCUAGUGUGGCUUCAUCGUUAUCGAGUCAUUCACUACAACCAGCAACGGAUAGUAUUUAUGCAGUUUUGCGCAAUGUGGAGUUUAUAAAUUCUGAACGAAACGCAGAUCAUUCUAAUCCUUCUACUGUUUGGUCAACGCCGGUGAAAGAAAAAUCAUCUCCAUCAAUUCCAUAUGCAUCACCAGUGAUGUUCGGUGGAUCUCCAUCAACCUCGUACCGGUCGCUGUCGAUACCGUAUGCAUCUCCUCUCUACCACGAACUAUUACAAACGCCAACAUCGGAUCGAUCAAUACUUGGAAUGAAUGUUGAAGGUACUCAACCAAUAAUAUUUCCAGCCUGCUUACCUACUCCAAAUCCAUCGUCCUCUAAUUUCAAAUCGAGAUUUCGUGCUGAUGUAGUACUACUAGCUGAAGCACAGAACACUCACAUUCACACUAAUACAUGUUACAAAUACAGUGAUCUUAUCUAUAACGGCAAACGAGUUUGUCUAAUGCGUUUGCCACGCAAAUUAGUGCCAAAGUCGAUAAUCGAUCCCGAGACUGGGGACAUACGUAUGUGA
This is a messenger RNA of Adineta ricciae, 561 nucleotides long. The record is from the annotation of a GenBank genome assembly. NCBI's taxonomy places the organism in Eukaryota, Metazoa, Rotifera, Eurotatoria, Adinetida, Adinetidae.